ACUCUCUCUCUCUCUCUCUCUCUCUCUCUCUCUCUCUCUUCUCUGCAUCUUCUGGUUGAAGAAGCAAAGCAAUCUCAAAUCGAAGACGAAGACGGAUCUGAUUCGUCAUCCGUCGUCGGCUAUCGAUCGAGGGGCCUUUGCCUUCAAUCGGCCCUUUGCGUUCGUGUUCGUCGGCCGGAGGAGGAUUUGGCUCCGGUAGCCGAUCUGAUUAUUCCGGAUCGGAUCCAUGCUCUAUGAAGAUGCAGAGAAGAGAGAGAAAGAGAGAAGAGUCAUCUUGAAUGUAAGGAGAAACAGAAAGUGCUAUAGGUUAGAUCUUCAGAGGAAGCGACGUCGUUUGCGCUCAGAUGACCUCGUUUGCAGAGGAAAAGAGUCAUCUUCAGAAGAAGCGACGUCGUUUGCGCUCGGAGGAAGCGACGUCGUUUGCGCUCGGAAGAUGCGACGUCGUUUGCGCUCAGAAGAUGCGACGUCGUUUGCGCUCAGAAGAUGCGACGUCGUUUGCGCUCAAAAGAUGCGACGUCGUUUGCCCAUGGAAAAGCGUCAUCGUUUGAAGGGACGUCAGCGACGUCGUUUCAUCAGCGGGUCUCGGUAUUUAAACCGAGACCGAAGCUUCUGCACGCAUUUUGUGCCCAUACAAGCUUGUUGAUCACGCUAAGGGAAGACGAUGACGAUCACAACAACGAAGAAGACGAUGACCACUGCUCUCGUGCAGGAGGUGAAGGCUGCGCCGUCUCCACCGCCGGUCGACACUAUCGUCGAAGUCAAGGUGACGAAGGACGACGGUCUGCAUUCUCAGGGAAUGUUUGAUUUGGAUGAGGAGUUCUCUUUCCUGCUUCUUUUCAACUAAGAGCAGGGAGAUGACGACGACAUGGGGCUCUCAUGGCUAUUUACGGAAGUGGUUCCAGAUCUGGGAAUGAUUGAGGAGGACCGAGAGCAGGGAGAUUACGACGACAUGGGGCUCUCGUUGCUUUUCACCGAAGUGGUUCCAGAAUUUGCAUACGGUCAUUUACCCCCUAGGGUUUUUCGCCGUAGGGUGGUUUUCAAAAUCAAGAAACGUGAAGCAAGGCUUCCCCUUACUUGUUUUGCGUUUCCGGAUGAAGAUGAUGAAGAGGAGUCUCCCGGCUCCCCUGAUGAAUUUGGACUCUGUCUCCUCUUCGGAGAAGGACAAUGAGCGAUCACAUACUACUUGACACGACCCACCCCGAAUUUCACCCUGAAACCCAGA
This is a messenger RNA of Fragaria vesca subsp. vesca, 1222 nucleotides long. RefSeq lists its product as uncharacterized. The record is from RefSeq and is a predicted model, not a curated record. Lineage: Eukaryota; Viridiplantae; Streptophyta; Magnoliopsida; Rosales; Rosaceae. The coding region runs from base 866 to 1168 and encodes 100 amino acids. The transcript has 6 exons.